Molecule: messenger RNA, 4590 nt
Organism: Salvelinus namaycush (lake trout)
Lineage: Eukaryota; Metazoa; Chordata; Actinopteri; Salmoniformes; Salmonidae
Product: SLAIN motif-containing protein 2-like
Exons: 8
Coding region: 26-1795 (589 amino acids)
Biological process (GO): cytoplasmic microtubule organization; positive regulation of microtubule polymerization; microtubule nucleation
Cellular component (GO): microtubule plus-end
Source: RefSeq, a predicted model, not a curated record
GUUAGCUAGCUAACGUUAGCUAGCUAUGGAGGAUAUUAACUCAAACAUCAACGCGGACUUGGAGGUGCGCAAGCUGCAGGACUUGGUAAAGAAACUCGAACAGCAAAACGAGCAGCUCCGUAGUCGGUCUACUCUAUUGUCUUCGUCUGGAGCAGUGUCAGGAAACCAUAGACCCCUUAGUGCUGGAUAUGACUCACCCCUGUCAGCCGCCUCGGCGGCGGGGCUGGCCGGCUUCCCUGGGGUGGGGUUCAGCGGAACGGGUGCCUAUGGAGGGCUUUUGGAAAACUCCCGUUGUUUGAGCCCCAGACUGUCAUAUGAUGGCAUCAGUUUCAGGAAAGCAUAUGAGGGCGAGGGGGCAUCGGCUGCCACCUCUUUCACUGGCAUCAAUUCGUACUUUACUGACGCAGGGGAAACACUGGGUUUUAUGGAUGAAGGGGAAACUUCAAUCUUGGAUGAAGUAGACAUCCUCGAUCUUGAAGACAUGGAUUGUCUGAACGAAGAUGAAGACAGCUGGCUGUAUGAGGCGAAGCUGAACAGCCCUUGGCAGAAAGCCUUGAGUCCCAUCGUGUGGUGUCGCCAGGCUCUGGACAACCCCAGUCCUGACAUGGAGUCAGCCAAGCGCUCCCUCAUCCACAGACUGGACCUCACCAUGUCAGCAAACAAGCGGAGGAGCCUGUAUGGAAGUCCCUAUAGUCCCCAGGUGAACUACGGAAGCCCAUACAGCACAAACACAGUGAACAGCCCCUACAGCAGCGGCUUCAACUCCCCCUCCUCCACCCCCAGCAGGGUGCCCAUCGUCAGACAGCAGCUGAUGCCCCCUCUCCACCAGGCUCACCAGCAGCAGCGUGGUGGCUCAGUAGAGAGAGAGAGGAACGCCCCACCGGUCAGCCCUCAGUCUUCAAUAGACAGUGAGCUGAGCACCUCGGAGAUGGACGAGGACUCUGUGGGAUCCUCCACCACAUACAAACUCAAUGACGUCACUGAUGUACAGAUCCUGGCUCGCAUGCAGGAGGAGAGUCUUCGGCAGGACUAUGCUGCCACAGCUUCCAGGCGUAGCUCUGGUUCGUCCUGCCACUCUCUGAGACGCAGCACCUUCAGUGACCAGGAGCUGGACGCCCAGAGUCUAGAGGAUGAUGAGGAGGCUGUACACCCCGCCUUCCACCUCCCCUCAAACCGCUUCUCCCACUCCCCCAGACACUCCCCCCGUGCCUCCCCCAGGAACUCACCCCGCUCCCGCUCCCCAGCACGCUCCCUGGAGUACAACCACAGCCGGGGCUCCCCGCAGCCAAUCAUCAGCCGGCUGCAGGCGCCACGUCACUCCCUGCAGGGCCACGCCCCCCAAGACCUGCAGACCAAUGUGGUGAAGAACGAAGAGAAGCUGGGGCGUAGUCUUCCUAACCUGACCCGCUCCAACGUGGCCCAGCAGGGCCCAGAGCCCGUCAAGAACAGCAGGAGCUGUGAGUCCAACCUGCAAGUGCCAAACGGAAGCUCACCGAGACACCAGGCAGUCAGUCAGUCUGCCAUCCCUUCUCCCAGUAAGCUGCGAACCCCAGCCACCCCGUCUCCCCUGGCCCUGAGGCAGCCUGUAAAGGCCACGUCUACCCCUGGCUCUGGAGCCUCCACCCCCACACGCUCCCUGGGCCCAGCACGCAGCGGCCUGCCCCGGCCCAGUGCAGGAGGAGGAGGAGGUGGCAUCCCUGUGCCUCGCAGCAAACUGGCCCAGCCAGUACGCAGGUCUUUACCUGCCCCUCGGACCUACAGUAGCGGAGAGAACUGGAGAGAGGGCUGCUACUGAGGAGGGGAGGGGGGCACUGUUGGGGGCACUGUUGCUCUCUCAUCAGCACAAAGAGGCAUACAAACAUUACAAUGCAGCACUUUAUCAACCAAGAUUACUUUUACCAUGAAUCAAGAAACUAUAUCAAAGACACAAGUCACAUUCUUCGUACUAUCAUGAGCAACAUGAUCUGAACAGCUGAAGCAACAUGGUGUGUGUAUCUGUGUGGAGAGGUUCUGAAAGGGCCAGGGUCCGUGCUAUUCCGGUUCCUUAGGACGUCCCUACUAGUGGCCCGCAACUGCUAAUAACCCAUCCGGAACCGCCUGACAAUAUGUGAAAAUCUGAGGUCCGCACCCGACCCUAACCCGCUAAUAUAGAAAAUGCGCUGUAUACCACAUUCGAAACCAGCUAAACUAUUUUUUGACAGGGGGUGCAGGAUUUUUUUGUUGUUGCUUAAUUUAGAUAUGUUUCUGCUUAUAAUUUCUAACAUUUUAGUAGGCUAUUUGUUAGUCAACUUGUCUAGAAUUAGAUACAUGCAGCUUCUCUUCUUUCAUUAUAUGUAGCCCUAGAAGACUAAGUAAAUUAAUCAGUAGAAUGAUCGCUUCAAUCUAGUUGACAUCGGUAAAGUUUUCUGUCAUCUGUUCCUUUUGCGGAUGAAAGACUUUUAGGGACCGGGGAGAAAAUGCAAUAACAAAAAUAUAAACAGGAACGAUUUUCUGUGCAAAAUUUUCUAAGGAAAUUUGUAAGGAAAUCGAACGCUGUGAAAAAGAGCUGUGAAAAAGAACAACGUCAUAUUUCUCCACUCCUGUUCCUGAGUCAAAAUGUUGCCUACAUUUGGUGUAUAAUUUUACUUCAGGAAAUGCUUAAUUCUGCAGGAGUUAAUAUUAAGGCUAUGUGGGAGGUUGUGAUUGUCAAAUUUGUGUAGCGUCUCAAUCAUACGUAACAUAAACAUAGGUUUAGGGUAGGGAUGUCCCAAGGGUCCUGUAUAGCAUUGACCAAGGGGCCAGGCAGGGCUGGCAUGCGGAAGGGGCCAGGCAGGGCUUGCAUGCGGAAGCCCAGAGAUGCCAAAGAAACCAGCCGAGCUCCAGCUUCACUGCGCCUCCAGAGGGCACUGUCACAUGCCUCGGGGUGUCUGUUCAGCCAUCAGUCAAUCACACAAUGCUUCUCUCCAUCUCUCCCUUACUCCUUCCCUCGUCUCUUUUAUCUUUUCACCUCCCUCAGGUUGAAAUGUUUCUACACAUUUCUCUUUUUGCAGUCUGUUCUUAACAGAUGCCUUGGUCAGAGAUCUCUAUGAUGAUGCUGUGCAGGUGAAGUGUUCCCUUAAUGUUAAAGAAAUGUUGUGAAUGUUUUACGAAGUGAGCUCACCUCUGUAUGGUUGUGUUGUCAAAUCAUAGUUUUUGUUCACUUGUGAAACAACUAGAAUGUAUUAAUGUUUGUUUGGGACAUUAUUUAUUCAAAUAAUUAUUUAAAGAGUUCCUUUUCCAAAUAUACAUUUUCAGCAUUCGUUUUCUAUUGAUUUGAAUAAUUUGUAAGAAAUUAACAUUUUGAACCUCAACUGCAAAGCUUAUUCUCCAAAGUCUUUUUAGAUGGUUUAAUAACAGGACAUUUGUGUUUUUAUGUUGAGAACUGGUAGAAACAGGCCAAAGCCCCAUCUCUGACCUUAACCAUAACUAUGGCUUAACCUGGACUGACUAUCACAUAUUUUCCAGAGCUGGGUAGUCAGUAGUCAUGUCAAACUGGGCCAAUCACUGGUAGCCGUCACAAUCUCACUCCAAAUCUACUUCUGGAUUGGUUGGUUAGUUCCAUCUGCUCUCCCACAUUAGAUUAAUGUGCAGUUACAAUAUCUACUGUAUAGUCAGACAUGCUCCCACUAAAACAUAUAGAAUUCCACACUUGUAACCCUGAGAUCUGAGCAUGCAGCAAAGGCUUGAUGUAGUUCAUUUAAAACCUGCAACAAUAUUGUGUGAGUGUAUGUUAUGUCAAGAUGGAGAGAAUAAAUGAUCAUGACAUCUUAAGUAAGAUAAUAAUGGAAGUUCAAUAAGUUAGUGGCCAUUUGCCUCUUGUGCUUUAAAAUGAAUCAAAGAGGAGUGCCGAGAUUCAUAGGGAUGGUAUUGGUGUGCCAGAAAUUAUCAAACUAGUGCCUAUUCAUUUAAAGUUUCACUUUAUUUUGAAUGUGCUUUUAUUUGUUCAUUUAUCAUUAUGUGCCAAUAAUGUCUUGGUUUACCAAUAUAAUUUGUGUCUUUGCAUUUCUGCUUGAUUUUGUAAUUGUAUCAACAAUGCAUUUAUAAUUGCUUGUGUAUAAUAUGCGCCAUGAUAUUUAUAACAAAUGACUCUCAUUCUGUAAAUGAAACUAUUUAAGAGAGAGGUGCCUCUGUAUGUCAAGGUUUGGAUUUAGUGGAAAACUUGGCUAGUGUUGCAAAAAAUACAUGCUUCACCAUUUUGGGAUAGUUUUUGUUAAUUCACCUUUUUAUAUUCACCAACAUGACAUUCGGGGUUGGAUUCAAUUCGUAUUGCAUAAGCAUCGCGGAAGAUCCGUGUUGAAAUUUAAAGGCAAUGUUCCCGCGUCCACAGAGACUAUGUUCUACAUUCACGCUGCAUAUGUCGGUUCAAUCGGAAAUUACCUUUACAUUACAUUAACACGGAUGUUCUGCGAUACGGGUUGAAUCCAGGCCUCAGAUUCCCUGUAUAAACUCACAUUUCAAAUUUAAAAAGUUGAGAAACUGCUGUCUACUGUGUCAUGAAUGGGUCAAUUUUAUUAUGGUUGGGGCCAAUUUCAUUCAAACUCUUGUCAUUUCAGUCGGGGCCGGCGCCAGAAG